Messenger RNA from Acanthisitta chloris (rifleman), 495 nucleotides. RefSeq names its product ephrin-A5-like. The transcript is spliced from 3 exons. The annotation marks the transcript as partial. Lineage: Eukaryota; Metazoa; Chordata; Aves; Passeriformes; Acanthisittidae. The record is from RefSeq and is a predicted model, not a curated record.
GGGAGACAAGAGAUAUUUUAAUUUAGCACAACAAAUAAUUUGUAUUUCCACUCUCUUACUUCUCCACUUGUCUUUCCUUUUUCUUCAUUUUACAGCUUCUGCGAUCCCAGAUAAUGGAAGGAGAUCCUGCCUAAAGCUUAAGGUCUUUGUGCGACCAGCAAACAGCUGUAUGAAAACUAUAGGUGUUCAUGAUCGUGUUUUCGAUGUUAACGACAAAGUAGAAAAUUCAUUAGAACCAGCAGAUGAUACCGUACAUGAGUCAGCCGAGCCAUCCCGUGGUGAGAAUGCGGCACAGACACCAAGGAUACCCAGCCGGCUUUUGGCAACUCUAUUGUUCCUCCUGGCAAUGCUUUUGAUAUUAUAGCACAUUAUGCUUUGGCAACCUGUCGCAGAAAAUACCAGGGUCUUGGAACAUCAAAGAUCCAUAUAACUGCUCAUCCCAGGAAAGGGACUUUAUUGUUUUUGCAGAUGUCAAAUUGUUAUUUUUCCCUUUUC